This is a messenger RNA of Rhodofomes roseus, 1050 nucleotides long. Its product is annotated as dienelactone hydrolase endo-1,3,1,4-beta-D-glucanase. Gene Ontology annotation, molecular function: hydrolase activity. The coding region runs from base 151 to 915 and encodes 254 amino acids. NCBI's taxonomy places the organism in Eukaryota, Fungi, Basidiomycota, Agaricomycetes, Polyporales, Fomitopsidaceae. The transcript has 6 exons. The record is from RefSeq and is a predicted model, not a curated record.
GAAGGCGAUGUGCCGGGACGCGUCGUCAGUCAGUGCUAUUUCCGGGUCUGGCGCAGAGCAAGAUAAAAGGCUCGCGGGCAACUACCAGCUCGAGAGAGUAACCUACAAAGAGCUCCUACCUCCAUUCCGUACCUGUGGUUGUACGUGACAAUGUCUGAACCGGUGUGCAAAGACUGCAUCAGCGGCGUCCGCCAUGAGGGCGUACCCGAAGGGAGAAUCGAGAAGAUUGACGGGGUCGAGUGUUAUGUUGCCACGCCGUCUGGCGAGUAUUCGAGGGACACAGUCGUCCUAUUCUUCCCAGAUGUCUUCGGCCUUCCGCUCAUUAACAACAAACUCCUCGUCGAUGACAUCGCACGCAACGGCUUCUGGUGUGUCAUGCCAGACUAUUUCCAAGGCGACGCGAUCCCAGAGGACGCCAUGCUUCCCGAGAACCGCGACAAGUUCGAUCGCACUGGCUGGGCCUCGCGCCACGGCGAAGAUGCUUGGAAGCCCAUCGUCGACAAGGUCGUUGCUGCGCUCAAGGAGCAGGGCGUCGCGCGUUUCGCGACGACCGGCUACUGCUACGGCGCUCCUCCUGCGUUCUAUCUCGCUUACAGCAACACUAGCCAUGUCACAGUCGUCUCCCACCCGAGUCGGCUCCAAGUCCCCGGCGAUCUGGAGAAAUACCGUUCUGAGUCAAAGGCACCUCUCUUGGUCAAUAGUUGCGAGGUCGAUCCACAGUUCCCUCCUGAAUCCCAGAAGAUUGCAGAUGAAGUCUUUGGCGACGGUAAAUUCGCUCCCGGCUACCGGAGGACGUACUGGGAUGGGUGCACCCACGGAUUUGCGGUCCGGGGUGAUAUGAGCAACCCGAAGGUGAAGACGGGAAAGGAAGGGUCCUUCGAGGCUACAAUCAAGUUCUUCAAGAAGCACCUCUGAGUCUGGGUUUGGUACCUAGACUUAGUAUGUAUGGUACGCAAACAUAGUAGCGAUGUACGCUCUGCGAGUUUAUUAGAUGGCACUGGCAGUCAAUUGCAAUUUGUGGCUAAUACGUAUACUCACUCUGACUCUGUG